Ylistrum balloti is the source of this 2607-nucleotide messenger RNA. RefSeq lists its product as uncharacterized. Lineage: Eukaryota; Metazoa; Mollusca; Bivalvia; Pectinida; Pectinidae. Bases 1 to 2607 code for a protein of 868 amino acids. Gene Ontology annotation, biological process: DNA integration. The record is from RefSeq and is a predicted model, not a curated record. Gene Ontology annotation, molecular function: zinc ion binding; nucleic acid binding. The transcript is spliced from 2 exons.
AUGCUUCGGGACCAAUUUUUGCAGAUUUGUGGAAGUGAGCUUAGGCUGUUUCUGAAGGAACGCAUUCCAAAGUCCAUGGCAGAAAUGGCGAAGCUAGCAGAUCAAUUUGCUGACGCCAGAGGCAACCCUUCGAACCUUGUUAAGGCAAAACAUACUGGACAUAAGCAGUAUCAGGGAAACCGUUCGCCAGGGGACUUCACAAAGUCAGUUGGUAAAAGGGAUGAGCCUAAAGGUAAGGUCAUUAGUGGUAGUAAUUUAGGAGGAAAGACGUGUUAUAUCUGCAAGAAGACGGAUCAUCUUUCCUACAAUUGUCCAGCCAGUACCAAGAAGAAGCAAUCACGUGUCGGAUUAGUGGCAGACUCUGAUGCACAAGAGGCAGCACAAAUAGAAGGGAUCCGCAAGCAUCGUUCAUCCGGCAAGAAGACGGGUAACCCGCCUUCAUGUGGAGCUCUUAGUUCAAGUGAAGAUGACAACGAUGAACGAGAUCCAGAUCAGCUCAGCAUUUCAUGUAGUGCGCCUGUGUUGGAUUCUGGUAUGCCUGUGGUGAGAGGUCUUAUCGGCAAGCAUGUUGUCACAGUGUUGCGUGACACAGGUUGUAGUGGAGUCGUUAUCAGAAGGAGUCUUGUGGACGCAGAAGAUUUCACUGGUGAUACCAAGAUGUGUACCUUGGCAGAUGGUAGUAAGUUGAAAGUUGAUACAGCGAAUGUUGUCGUUGAUACGCCAUACUAUCAAGGAACUGUUAUGGCUUGGUGCAUGGACACUCCAAUUUAUGACCUCAUUUUGGGAAACAUACAUGGUAUUAGAUCUCCUGGAGAUCCGAAUCCGAAGUGGAACCUUGAGGAACAGGUUAGUGCAGUACAGACCAGGGCACAGAAGGCGGCGGAAGAGAAGCCAUACAGACCACUAAAGGUUCCCAAGGUGUUUCAAGAAAUAAAUCCCAUAGAUUUCAAGGAUGCCCAGAUAUCAGAUGGAACGUUGGCUAAGAUUCGUGAGAUGGCGGUAUCGGGAGAAGUUAAGGAGAGACGUGAUGGUGGGAAACCACAUUUCUUCACACGGAAUGGUCUGGUAUACAGGGAGUAUAAGAGUCCAUCUACGCAGCAGGGACGGAUUUUCAAGCAACUCGUCGUUCCCUCGACGUACCGGCAGAAGGUUAUGGGACUUGCUCAUGAUUCUAUGAUGGCAGGCCAUUUGGGAGCCAAACGAACUAGUGACAGGAUCAUGGCAGAAUUUUAUUGGCCGGGAGCACAGUCUGACGUGACGAGGUAUUGUCGCUCUUGUGACGUGUGCCAGAGGACUUUCCCGAAAGGCAGAGUGACGAAGGUGCCACUUGGAAUGAUGCCACUUAUUGAUGCGCCGUUUCAGCGAGUCGCCAUCGAUAUAGUCGGACCAUUGCAACCUGCUACUGAUCGGGGAAAUAGGUUCAUACUCACGAUUGUCGACUACGCCACACGAUAUCCAGAGGCUGUAGCUUUGAAGGGAAUUGAGACGGAACGGGUGGCAGAAACGCUAGUGGACGUAUACAGUCGGGUUGGAGUACCGAAGGAAGUACUAACAGACCAAGGGAGUCAGUUCACAUCAUCUGUCAUGCGAGAAGUUAGCAGGCUACUGUCGAUACGUCAGCUUACGACAACCCCUUAUCAUCCCAUGUGUAAUGGGCUGGUUGAGCGCUAUAACGGAACUCUAAAACAGAUGUUAAGAAGGAUGUGCUCUGAGCGACCAAAGGAUUGGGAUAAAUAUUUGAAUGCUUUAUUGUUCUCGUACAGGGAGGUACCACAGGAAAGCUUGGGUUUUUCCCCGUUUGAGUUGCUAUACGGACGGGUUGUACGUGGACCAAUGAUGAUCUUACGUGAAUUGUGCGAGAAGGAGGUUGCAGACCCCGAAACCUGCAAGUUGGCACAAGAACAGCUCCGAAAGGCGAAAGUCACACAGGCAAAGUUUUACAACCGGAAAGCGAAGAACAGAGUUAUGGAGCCAGGUGAGAAAGUGUUGGUGUCGCUACCUACGAAACGAAACAAAAUCCAAAUGCAGUGGCGUGGGCCUUAUGGCAUCGUUGAACGUAAAGGGCCUAUGGAUUAUGGUGUGUCUGUCGACGGCAGGCAGAAAGUUUUACACGCAAAUUUGUUGCGUCGAUACGUUCAACGAGAAGGGACAGGAUUGAGUGAAGCUGGCGUUCUUAACGCGGUUUGUUCAUCAGUUAUAGAGGGGGAUUCUGGUGGUAUUGAAGAGGAAUUACCGAGUACUGAUUGUUUCAACAUACCAACACCUGUGAGGACAGAGACAGUAGAAGACGUGCAAGUAUCAGAGCUACUGACAUCCAAACAGAAGGUAGAGAUGAAGACUUUGUUGGAAGAAUUCUCAGAUGUAUUGUCAGAUGUUCCUGGGAGAACUAAUUUGGUAGUUCAUGAUAUCCGAACAACUACCAACGAACCAGUUAGGGCAAAGAACUAUCCGAUUCCCUAUAAUUUGAAGGAAACCAUCCGAGAAGAAGUAGAAAAGAUGCUGAAGAUGAGAGUCAUUGAAAAGUCCGAUGCACCAUAUGCAGCACCGGUGGUAAUCGUAGGAAAAAAGACGGCACAAACCGCUUUUGUAUUGAUUACAGGCAACUGA